This is a messenger RNA of Anguilla rostrata (American eel), 1875 nucleotides long. RefSeq names its product nicotinamide nucleotide adenylyltransferase 1 (gene nmnat1). Gene Ontology annotation, cellular component: nucleus. Gene Ontology annotation, molecular function: nicotinate-nucleotide adenylyltransferase activity; nicotinamide-nucleotide adenylyltransferase activity. The coding region runs from base 407 to 1234 and encodes 275 amino acids. The record is from RefSeq and is a predicted model, not a curated record. The transcript is spliced from 5 exons. Gene Ontology annotation, biological process: NAD+ biosynthetic process. NCBI's taxonomy places the organism in Eukaryota, Metazoa, Chordata, Actinopteri, Anguilliformes, Anguillidae.
GUACAAAGCUUGCGUAAAUGUGGCUUGCAAGGUUUACGCUGAAUUGAUUGCAAUCUGUUGUGAUAGGUGGGUGUCUUGCUAGACAGUGAGUUGGGAACAUGGGCAAUCAAAAGAAUUAGCUGGCUAGCUAGCUAGCUCAUUGAAUUUCUUAAUGAGGUGGUUCAUCCGACUCAAAUAGUUAACGUAGCUUGAAAAGCUGUCAAAUUUCGGAGUAUUACAUUGUAUUUUGAAUACCUCUCUAGGUUACUACAGGUUGCGGCAGUGAACAGAGAGUGCAUAUGUUUUUGUAUUGGAAAUGUGAUAAUAUAGCUAGCUUAUAACUCGUUGCAUUAGCUAACUAACUUGUCAGAUUGAAACCGAAGUCAUUCCUUGCCAUUUCCUGGAGGCACCUCUCUAAUGAGAAUCCAUGGAAAAAUCAAACCAAACCAAAGUGGUGCUGCUGGCAUGUGGUUCAUUUAACCCUGUCACCAACAUGCACCUGCGAAUGUUUGAACUGGCUCGGGACCACCUGCAGGACACAGGAAACUACCGAGUUAUUAAGGGAAUUAUAUCCCCUGUUGGUGAUGGCUAUAAGAAAAAGGGCUUGAUUGAAGCCUCACAUCGGAUUGAAAUGGCAAAACUUGCUACCGAGAGCUCUGAUUGGGUGACAGUGGGCCCAUGGGAGGGCCAGCAGGCUGAGUGGGUGGAGACUGCCAAAGUAAUCCGGCAUCACUAUGAGGAGCUCCUGGCUGCAGAGAGGAAUAAAGAUGAGGUGGACACUGUGAAGAUUGGCAAGAAGAGGAGGCAUGAAGACAGAGAUGGAUGGGCACACCAUGGGAGGACAGCUUCUGCUGUAGGUGUGCCCCAGCUGAAGCUGCUGUGUGGCGCGGAUGUCCUGGAGUCCUUCAGCGUACCCAACCUGUGGAAGGCAGAAGACAUCGCCGAGAUCGUGGGCCGCUUCGGCCUGGUGUGCAUCACAAGGGCGGGCAGCGACGCCUGGAAGUUUGUCCACCAGUCAGAUACCCUGUGGAGGCACCGCAAGAACAUCCACCUGGUGAAGGAGUGGGUGACCAACGAGAUCUCUGCCACCCACGUGCGCAGGGCCCUCCGGCGUGGCCAGAGCGUCCGGUACUUGCUGCCCGACCCCGUGGUGCAGUACAUCCGGGAGCAAGGCUUGUACACCGCCGAGAGUGAAGAGAAGAACGCCGACGUCGUCCUGGCUCCACUGCAGAAAUAUUCUGAGGGUUGCAACUGAAACGUGACCUUUUCAGCAGCCAAUAAAUGCAAAAAAAAAAAAAAAGCCUGAACGAAAAAAAUGAAUGUAGUGUGGUCCUUGCGUGGUAUAUAGGUAGUAGGGAGUGGCAACAGCAAUAAGCCAAUAAGCAUUUUGGUACACUUGUGUGGAAUCACUAUUUAUUUCCGAGACCUUAAUGAUGCACAUAUUUACUUAGGUUUUGGUCAUGUUGUGAAUGCUGGGAGAACAGUUACAAGAUGCCUAGUACUAGUCAGUCAGUCAGCCAUGAUGAAGCAGUGAACAAAUAGAUUAGCUAAUUUUAGCAAGCGGCUGUUUCUUUUUGUACAAACUGCCCUUAUAUAGUCUUUGUAGAGAACGUGUGCUGUGGCUGGAUUUCGAACCAAUAACCUCAGUUAAUGAAACCUAUAUUGCACUCCUUACUUGCAAAUGGUUAAUUUGCUAAAGUUUGGGUGUAAUAAAAUAGUAACAUAUUUUAUUAGCCUGAAAUUGAAGUAACAUUGAUUGAAUGUUUUUUUAAAUGUGAAAUUUUAAAGCCAAUUUUAGAGCAUUUUAGAAAUUGUCCUGUUAUUGAAGUGUGAAAAUGUGUUCGUUCCUAUAGAUACAUUUUUUUAGAGAAAUAAAUAGUUACUUGUGCACUACAA